AUGGCAUUCGUCGUGAAGAUGGCUGUAGCUGUGGCAGCAAUGCCGCUCUACGGAGCGCUUGCUCGUCCGUCCUCUCCUUGUAUUAAGCGCGCAAACGAGUCCAACCUGCUGCCGAGUUAUGAUUAUAUCGUCGUUGGAGCCGGUGCGAGUGGUUUGACGGUUGCCAACCGACUUUCCGAGGAUUCGAAUGUGUCCGUUCUGAUCAUCGAGGCCGGCGAACUUGACGCGGGAGAAGAUUUUGUGAAGAUUCCGGGUCUGGCAGGAGGCGCUAUUGGAACGAAGUAUGACUGGAACACGACUUACAUCGCCAACGAUGCGCUCGGAGGCCGUACCGUUUCUAUUCCCCAAGGAAGGGUUGUUGGAGGCUCAACGAAACUCAACCGAAUGGUCUUCGACAGAGGUUCCAAAUCCGACUAUGACCGCUGGGAGGCGCUUGGAAACACUGGCUGGAACUGGGACUCUCUUCUGCCGUAUUUCAAGAAGAAUGAAAUCUUCACCCCUCCCAAGGCAGACAUUGUCUCCGAAUGGGGUGUCGAGGUUGACGACUCUGCUCACGGCAAGGACGGUUUGAUGCAAGUCACGUACUCUCCAUUCUUCUGGCCCACUACCAAGUACAUGAUUGAUGCCGUUAAGGAGCUCGGCAUCACUGUUGCCAAGGAUCAAGCCAAUGGAAGCCCCAUCGGUGGUUACUUCUGCCCUCACAACCAGGACCCCACGACAAACACUCGUUCUUCCGCCAGAGAGGCUUACUACGACAACUUCACCACCAGAAAGAACCUGCACCUUCUUACCGGACAACAGGUUACCAAGGUUUUGACUACUGGUUCUGGCGACUCAGUCACUGCGACCGGCGUGGAGUUCGCCGCCAGCAAGGGUGCCAAUGUCCAGACUGCCACCGCUAGCAAGGAGGUCAUUCUUGCUGCUGGUUCCUUCCACACCCCUCAAAUCCUCCAGGUUUCUGGUAUCGGUGACUCUGCCCUCCACCAGAGCAUUGGUGUUUCCACUGUUGUCGAUCUCCCUGCUGUCGGCCAGAACUUGCAUGAUCAUGUUCUUCUGACUGUAGUUAACACCAUCAACACGACUCUGCCCGUGAGCAGCCUCCUGACGAGCAAUGAGACCUUCGCCGCCGCCGCCCGAGCCGAGUACGACAGCCAGCACACUGGUCCCUUCGCAUCCCCCACCGGCGACUUUUUGGCUUUCCUCCCUCUGUCCACCUACUCCCAGGCUGGCCAGUCUCUGAACACCCAGGCCACCUCUCAGGACGGCACGACCUUCCUUCCUACUGGUACUCCGGCCGAGGUUGUGAAGGGUUACCAGGCCCAGCAGAAGGUGCUCAAUGAGCGUCUUCUGGCCACUGACUCCGCCCUUCUUGAGGUUAUCUGGUCCGACGGUGCCAUGGUGCUUGGUCUUCAGCACCCUUACUCUCGUGGCAGUGUGAAGGCCUCCUCCAGCAGCACAUUCGACGCCCCCGUCGCCGACGCCGGCUUCCUCCGCAACCCUCUGGACGUCUCCCUUUUGACCGAGGGCGUUAAGUUCACUCGUACCCUCACUGCCACCUCCGCCAUCAAGCAGCUGUCUCCCGUCGAGGUCGUUCCCGGUGUCAACGUUACCAGCGAUGAGGCCAUUGGCGACUUCAUUCGUCAGCAGGCUUCAACUCUGUACCACCCUGUCGGCACCUGCAAGAUGGGCGCCAAGGAGGAGGGCGGUGUCGUGGAUGGAAACCUGAAGGUCUACGGCGUCAAGGGUCUGCGUGUUGUCGAUGCCUCUAUCAUGCCUUUGGUUCCUGCCACCCACAUCAUGACAACUGUUUACGCUGUCGCUGAGAGAGCUGCCGAUAUCAUCCGUGGCAAGACUUCUGCCUGA
Molecule: messenger RNA, 1863 nt
Organism: Colletotrichum chrysophilum
Lineage: Eukaryota; Fungi; Ascomycota; Sordariomycetes; Glomerellales; Glomerellaceae
Exons: 8
Coding region: 1-1863 (620 amino acids)
Biological process (GO): secondary metabolite biosynthetic process
Molecular function (GO): oxidoreductase activity, acting on CH-OH group of donors; flavin adenine dinucleotide binding
Source: RefSeq, a predicted model, not a curated record